Messenger RNA from Oncorhynchus nerka (sockeye salmon), 2608 nucleotides. RefSeq names its product zinc finger protein 239-like. The coding region runs from base 467 to 1720 and encodes 417 amino acids. The transcript has 2 exons. Gene Ontology annotation, cellular component: nucleus. Gene Ontology annotation, molecular function: RNA polymerase II cis-regulatory region sequence-specific DNA binding; DNA-binding transcription factor activity, RNA polymerase II-specific. Gene Ontology annotation, biological process: regulation of transcription by RNA polymerase II. The record is from RefSeq and is a predicted model, not a curated record. Lineage: Eukaryota; Metazoa; Chordata; Actinopteri; Salmoniformes; Salmonidae.
CCGCCAAAACAAAUCAUAAAGAAGAAGAAGAAGAAGCGACUCAUCAGUAGCAGCUUGCUAAACCAAACAAAAAAAAGAGUUAAAAGUGUCCAGACACGACCCGUGGAUGUUAGGCAAUGUGUUUUAAAUACACUUAUGUUUACACCUUAGUACCGUUAAUCGUUUUUUAAAAUUUCACAUCCAGUUAGGGACGAGGUUGUUUUUCUGCUGCUAAUGUUAUAGAUAGAUGGCUACGGCAGUUUCGACGGCAUCAGCAGCUGAAGCUAACUUAGUUAACUUUUCACCAACACGUUUUCCAGAAAUAAACAAACGGCUUGUAACAAUUUAUAUUAAGUUAAAGGAUUCAUUUUUUACUUCGGUGAGUAAAGAACCGUCGGUGUCCCCAUCUUUCGUCAAACCAGCUGGCUACUAUAAGUAUAUUUUUGUUGGUAUAUUGACCUAAGCUAGUUGACUAACAUUCCCGACAAUGAGCUCACUAAGUUACUCCCCCCUUGUUAAAGAAGAGGAGGUCUGCUGGACGGAGAAAGAGGGUAUGUUGGUGAACAGUGUCGUGAAAGAGGAAGAGGACGUUAUUACAGUGAAGGAGGAGGAUGAAGUUAUUACAGUGAAGGAGGAGGAUGAAGAAGAUGAUGCCGUUUUUGGAGUGGGGAAGGAGGAGGAGGAGGCUGCCACAGUGAAAGAGGAGGAAGAACCUUUUGGAGAGGCAGAGCAGGAUAUCUCAAAAGUCGUUUUGGGAGUGCAAGAGGAGGUGACUGAUGAUCUGAUUAACACCCGAGAGAGACCAGACUCUCACUCUGACAGCUGGAAGAGUCCUUCAGAGGAUCCAGAUCCAGAGACGUCCAAACCAGCAAGACGACACCACUACUGCCAUUGUGGAAAGAGUUUUUGGUGGUUAGGGCACUUUAGAGACCAUAAGAGAAUGCACAUAGGGGAGAAGCCUUACCAAUGCUCCCAGUGUGAAAAAAGUUUUAGCCACUUAUGGAGCCUGAAAUUACAUAAUAGAAUACACACAGGAGAGAAGCCUUUCCACUGCUCCCUGUGUGGAAACAGUUUUACCCACUUAAGGGCCCUGAAAAGACAUGAAAGGACACACACAGAAGAUAAGGCUCAUCACUGCUCCCAGUGCGGAAAGAGUUUUACCCUGUUAGGGAGCCUGAAAAGACACGAGAGAAUACACUCUGGAGAAAAGCCUCACCACUGCUCUCAGUGUGGAAAGAGUUUCAGCUGGUUAACAAGCCUGAAAAUACACGAGAGAACACAUACAGGGGAGAAGCCUUUCCACUGCUCUCAGUGUGGGAAAAGAUUUUCCCAGUUGGGGGAUCUAAAAGAACAUAAGAGAACGCACACUGGAGAAAAGCCUUACCACUGUUCCCAGUGUGGGAAGAGAUUCACCCGGUCAGGAAACCUGAAAAAUCAUGAGCUAAUACACUCUGUAUAUAAGCCUUAUCACUGCUCCCAGUGUGAAAAAACAUUUUUUUCAUCAAAUGCCCUGAAACAACAUGAGUUAACACAUGCUGAAGAGAAACCUUUCCACUGUUCCCAGUGUGGAAAGAGAUUUUUCUUAUCAGGGCACCUGAAAAGACAUGAGCUAAUACACUCUGUGGAGAAGCCUUUCCACUGUUCUUAUUGUGAAAAGAGUUUUAAGAGUUUAUGGAACAUGAAAGUGCAUCAAAAAACACACACAAAGGAGAAGCCUUCCACUGCUCCCACUGUGGGAUGAAAUGUACACGGUUUCAACAAUUCAAAGAGCAUGAAAGAAUCAACAGCUGAGAGAAGUUAUUAGUGGUCCCAGAGUGGGAAGGGAUCUAGAACAACACAUGGGAUUAGAGCCAUUUGUGAAAGAAAACCUAUUGAAGAUAGUUUGGUUUAUUUAUUGUGUAUAAAAAUGUUGUGAAAGGUAUUAUUCACGUGGAAUAUCCCUUUACCAUGUUCCUAGAAUGUUGUGAAAGGUAUUAUUCACGUGGAAUAUCCCUUUACCAUGUUCCUAGAAUGUUGUGAAAGGUAUUAUUCACGUGGAAUAUCCCUUUACCAUGUUCCUAGAAUGUUGUGAAAGGUAUUAUUCACGUGGAAUAUCCCUUUACCAUGUUCCUAGAAUGUUGUGAAAGGUAUUAUUCACGUGGAACUGUGUUAUUUAUCUCUGUCUAGUGUAGUAGUUACCUGCAGGAAUAUCCCUUUACCAUGUUCCUAGAAUCAUAGUUAAAGGGUUACAUCUAAGAUGACGGGACAUUUAUUUGAACAGUUGUUUUGGGGGGGGGGGAAAUCUGUACUUCACUUUUUAAACAAAACUUAUUUGACUACAUUCUUAAAGAAAAUAAUGAUUGAACAGUUUUUUUGGGGGGGUAUCUGUACUUUACUUUAAAAAAAAAAACUUAUUUGACUACAUUCCUAAAGAAAAUAAUGUACUUUUUUUACUCCGUACAUUUUCCCUGACACCCAAGAGUACUCAUUACAUUUUGAAUGAUUAACAGGACAGGAAAAUGGUCUAAUUCACACACUUAUCAAGAGAAUAUCCCUACUGCGUCUGAUCUGGUGGACUCGCUAAACACCAACGCUUCAUUCGUAACUGAGUCAGGGGCUCCAACCCUCAGACAUAUAUGUGAAUAAAAAA